Molecule: messenger RNA, 3374 nt
Organism: Oldenlandia corymbosa var. corymbosa
Lineage: Eukaryota; Viridiplantae; Streptophyta; Magnoliopsida; Gentianales; Rubiaceae
Source: the annotation of a GenBank genome assembly
GCAAAAGUGGCAGGAGACCAUAGAAUUCAUCCUUGGCAGCGAUCACGGUUGAAACAAUUCGGAGAAUUCAUCCUUGGCGUAACCUCAUUGGACAAUAUUCCCACACUCAAAAAUCUUUCGAAUGAUUUCUCUGUCUAACGUUAUUCACACGCGCGCAUUGAUUCGAAAACCUUAAAAAAAGGAAAAAAUGGAAAAUGAAAAACGAACGGGAAAAAAUAAGAAGGGACUCAUUCCUUCUUGGCUCGUAACCAUUUUUCCCCGUCUUGCCCCUUCCUUCUUCAUCCAUCGGUGUAUUUUCCCCGGAAAAUUCAUUUGAAAAUUCUUUAGAAACGAAGAUUUUAGUUUCCCCGGGGGAUCCACCGUCGUUCUUCAAUAUCUUGAUUUGGUGCAGAAACUAUCGGGUCAAACAGGGUUUGAUAGAGGUUGAAAUAAAUGACGAAUAGCCAAGGAGGAGGGUCAUCAUCGAGGAGAAGCUUUUCGUUGAGCUCAUCAUCUCAGCAGGCUAAGAAGAAAUCCGGGGGUUUGGAUAAUGGAGGCCUCGAAUCAUCUCACAGGAAAUCCCUUUCAUCUUCUCGUUCCAUGGGGCUAACUGGCGAGCGAACAGUAAAGAGAUUGAGGUUGUCAAAGGCUCUGACAGUACCAGAAACUACAAGUAUAUAUGAUGCUUGCCGCCGAAUGGCUGCUCGUCGAGUUGAUGCAUUACUGCUUACCGACUCAAAUGCCUUGCUGUGUGGAAUCCUUACCGAUAAGGACAUAGCUACAAGAGUUAUUGCCCGUGAGCUUAAUCUGGAGGAGACACCAGUUUCAAAAGUUAUGACUAGGAAUCCUGUGUUUGUGCUAUCAGACACACUUGCUGUAGAAGCUUUGCAGAAGAUGGUCCAAGGAAAAUUUAGACACCUGCCUGUUGUUGACAACGGAGAAGUCAUUGCUUUACUUGACAUAGCCAAAUGUUUAUAUGAUGCAAUUGCUCGGAUGGAAAGGGCUGCUGAGAAGGGAAAGGCAAUAGCAGCUGCUGUUGAAGGUGUUGAAAAGCAUUGGGGUACAUCUGUUUCUGGUCCUAAUACAUUUGUUGAAACACUUCGAGAGCGGAUGUUUCGGCCUUCCUUGUCGACAAUCAUUUCUGAGAAUUCAAAGAUUGUCACAGUUGAACCAAGUGAUACUGUCUUGGUAGUAACAAAGAAGAUGCUUGAAUACCGAUCAAGCUGUGCAAUAGCAACCGUUGAUAACAAACCAAGGGGAAUUCUCACUUCUAAAGACAUCUUGAUGCGGGUCAUAGCACAAGAUCUUCCUGCUGAUUCUACUCUGGUGGAAAAGGUUAUGACUCCAAAUCCAGAAUGUGCUACAGUGGAUACACCGAUAGUUGAUGCUUUGCACACGAUGCAUGAUGGAAAAUUUUUACACCUUCCCGUUGUUGAUAGAGAUGGUAUUGUAGUUUCUGUUGUGGACGUGCUUCACAUUACUCAUGCUGCUGUAGCCACAGUUGGAAACACUGCUGGAGUCAGCACCGAGGCUGCAAACACGAUGAUGCAAAAGUUUUGGGAUUCCGCUAUGGCACUUACUCCUGAUGAUGACGAAGAAACACGAAGGUUGCUGGGUUUUGUUUUCUUUUUUUUUUUUUUUGAAUAUUAAAAAUUUUCCGAGGCUUUGAUCUUAUAUGUUUGUUUUCAAAUUUUAGUGAGGGUUCCUUGAAGCUGCCUUCUGAAGGGGCAGACACAGGAAGAACUCUUCCCUAUCCUUCAUCAAGCAUGCCCAACACAUUUGCUUUCAAACUUCAGGACAGGAAGGGAAGAAUGCAUAGGUUCAAUUGUGGUAUGGUUCUGAUUUUUUAAUGGAGCACAGAUUCAAUUAUUUUUGUCUAACUUUGAAGGACAUGUUUGGUCCCCAUAUCAACUCGAUGAAAUUUACUCCUAGCUAGGUGCUACCUGUGCAAUAUUUGAGUAACCUACUUUGAUAUAUUUAAAUAUGAAUUGUUUUUUUAUUGUCUUGUACCCCAACGUUUGGCGUAUAUCUGGUUGUUAAUUACUAAAGAAUAUGUCUAUAAAAGUUGAGUGGCAUAGUAUGUUUUAAUGGAUAACUCUGCUGGCGUUUUUUUGUUUUAAUUAUAAACCAUUUUGCAUCAAAGUUUAAACUUUUCUUAAUCAAAGUUAUUCUCUAAUGUCGGUGUUUAUGGGUGUUUAAGGUGGGAGUUGGGGAAGUAUCAAUGAUGUUUGACUUUGGCUGCUGAGUUAACCAUAUUUUUGACAUGGGUUAUGCAUAGCACGCCCUUUCAUUUAUGUUAUGAUGCAUAAUCCUUAGAAUAAUCUGACAUUUUGGUAUUGGUUCCACUGCAGAUACCCGUAGUUUGACUGAUGUUAUAACUGCUAUUCUUCAGAGAGUUGGUGAUGACAUCGACCGGAAUGAUCUUCCUCAGAUUUUGGUAUGCAAGACCAUAUGUAUUAGGAAAAUCUUGUUUUCUCUAUUCCCUCGAGAGUUUAAUAUGUUUGACGGGCAUUUUUAUGCUAAUGGUAAAAAUAUGCUGCAGUAUGAAGAUGAAGACCAUGACAAAGUUGUGCUUGCUUCAGAUGGUGAUCUUGUAGCGGCUGUUGACCAUGCAAGAUCUGCUGGUUGGAAGGUUUGUGAAUUCUUAAUCAAAUUAUUUCUUUUCAGGGGAUGUGACUUGAAAUAUCUCAUCACUGUUAACAUAUCUUGCAUCUUAUGUUCAUCUGCAUUCUUUGUGUCCCCUUCAUCCCAUUGUUAAAAGAUCUAAAAAUAGAAAAUUUGUUGACUUUGACAGGGGCUGAGAUUACACUUAGAUUAUUCGGGAACACCUGGUCGUAGGAGAGUAUCUGGUUCGACUUCCAUGGAUUAUUCUCAUGCAGAUGCCUGGGCAUCAGCAUACAGUGCUGUGGCUGCUGGAGCUGCACUUGUAGCCGGUUUAGGUGUACUAGCAUUUCUGAGGAGAGCCACGAACUAGUGGUUUCAACUAAACAACCACGACGUAAAUUUGUUUAGCCCUCAGAGAUUUUGACCAAGACGAACUUGAGCUGAGUGGGCUGCCUCGGCGGUGCAUCGGUGUUCUGUAGAUCUACACACAAAAAGAGAGUUGUAUAAAUCUGCCUGCUACACCAUAUUUUUUGGGUGCUGUUGUCUAGUUUUACGAAUCACGCGACAAUAGCCAGCAUGGCUUUGAACACAUACAUACAAGCUGGAUUUCCCAUUUCCUUUCUUCUAUUGAUAUUGUAACCCGGUUAUAGAUAUGCCAAUGGCAUUUGGAUUUGGAGCAAAUGUUAAUACAAAAGGAGUAUCUCCUCCUUUUUUUUUUACUUGUGUUUUUUCUUGAUCUAAACUCUGGGCCCCUGAAAUUGCGAAAACCUGCUCCGCUCUUCCUUGUCGAC